Messenger RNA from Peromyscus californicus insignis, 3439 nucleotides. RefSeq names its product mitogen-activated protein kinase 14 (gene Mapk14). The transcript has 12 exons. Gene Ontology annotation, biological process: p38MAPK cascade; protein phosphorylation. Gene Ontology annotation, molecular function: ATP binding; MAP kinase activity. The record is from RefSeq and is a predicted model, not a curated record. The coding region runs from base 287 to 1369 and encodes 360 amino acids. Lineage: Eukaryota; Metazoa; Chordata; Mammalia; Rodentia; Cricetidae. Gene Ontology annotation, cellular component: cytoplasm; nucleus.
CCGGGGAGCCGCUGCAGCGGGGACGGCGGCGGGAGCAGCCUCGAGCCGCACAGCCGGCUCCCGCGCGUUGCCGAGGCUCGGAGGAGCCGCCGCGGCUGACAGGGGCCCCGCGCCGGGGGUCGCAGCCUCCACACCUGCGCGGGCGGCGGGCGCAGGGUCCGGCCAAGCCGCGGGCGGGCGAGCGACCGAGCGAGCGAGCGAGCGGGCGGGCGCAGAGGAGAGCGUGCGGCUGCAGGCAGGGGCCCCCCGCUCGGCCACCUCCUCGCCCCGCGGCCGCCGCUGGAAGAUGUCUCAGGACAGGCCCACGUUCUACCGGCAGGAGCUGAACAAGACCAUCUGGGAGGUGCCCGAGCGGUACCAGAACCUGUCCCCCGUGGGCUCGGGCGCCUAUGGCUCGGUGUGUGCUGCUUUUGAUACAAAGACGGGACAUCGUGUGGCCGUGAAGAAGCUGUCGAGACCGUUUCAGUCCAUCAUUCAUGCCAAAAGGACCUACAGGGAGCUGCGCCUGCUGAAGCACAUGAAACAUGAGAAUGUCAUCGGUCUGUUGGACGUGUUUACACCUGCAAGGUCCCUGGAGGAAUUCAACGAUGUGUACCUGGUGACCCAUCUCAUGGGGGCAGACCUGAACAACAUCGUGAAGUGUCAGAAGCUUACUGAUGACCACGUUCAGUUCCUCAUCUACCAGAUCCUCCGAGGGCUGAAGUAUAUACAUUCAGCUGACAUCAUUCACAGGGACCUAAAGCCUAGUAACCUAGCAGUGAACGAAGACUGUGAGCUGAAGAUUCUGGAUUUUGGGCUGGCUCGGCAUACUGACGAUGAGAUGACCGGCUAUGUGGCUACCAGGUGGUACAGGGCUCCUGAGAUCAUGCUGAACUGGAUGCACUACAACCAGACAGUGGAUAUUUGGUCCGUGGGCUGCAUCAUGGCUGAGCUGUUGACCGGAAGAACGCUGUUUCCUGGUACAGACCAUAUUAACCAGCUUCAGCAGAUAAUGCGUCUGACGGGGACGCCCCCUGCUUAUCUCAUUAACAGGAUGCCCAGCCAUGAGGCAAGAAACUACAUUCAGUCCCUAGCCCAGAUGCCGAAGAUGAACUUUGCAAAUGUGUUUAUUGGCGCCAACCCCCUGGCUGUGGACCUGCUGGAAAAGAUGCUUGUUUUGGACUCAGAUAAGAGGAUCACAGCAGCCCAAGCCCUCGCACACGCCUACUUUGCUCAGUACCAUGACCCUGAUGAUGAGCCUGUGGCUGACCCCUAUGACCAGUCCUUUGAAAGCAGGGACCUCCUUAUAGAUGAGUGGAAAAGCUUGACGUACGAUGAAGUCAUCAGCUUUGUGCCACCGCCCCUUGACCAAGAAGAAAUGGAGUCCUGAACACCUGGUUUCUGUUCUGUCAAUCCCACUUCACUGUGAGGGGAAGGCCUUUUCAUGGGAACUCUCCAAAUAUCAUUCAAGUGCCUCUUGUUGAAAGAUUCCUUCAUGGUGGAAGGGGGUGCAUGUAUACACAUAGUGUUUGUGUGUUCGUGUGUGUGUGUGUGUCUGUCUGUCUGUCUGUCUUUGUGGAUGGAAGUCACUGUGAUAGCAGUGACCUCGUGAGUCGUGAAUGCUCUUUGGCAGCCUCUGCCUGCUUUCUCAGAGUCUGGGCAGGCAGAUGGGAACUGCUAUCUUGUUAGGGAUGUAUUAAGUGCAAAGUAAGAAAUAUUAAAAUAUCCCUGUUCUCAAUUACACUUUGGCCCCGCCUUUCCCACACACCACAGUGGUACAGAGAGGCCGUGUCCGUCCCCCCGCCAUGCAGACAGCCGAAGAGGACCGACUAGCUCCCAGGCCCUAGCCUGUGAUUGGCUUACUUACUAACUAAAGUGGUCCUCAGAGCCUGACAGGUGUGUCAGUCUGUUUGUGCCUUAAAAGGAAAAGGACGCUUAGAUAGUUACAGAACCGCAGCUGCUGACGUUCUGAGCCAGGCGAGUGCACGGGGCUGUUGGGUGGCCAGUGGUGAGCUGGAAGAAUCAAGGCAGCCUUCAGGGAGGCUGCGUGUGUGUCUGUCUGUCUGUCUGUCUGUCUGUCUGUCUGUGUCCACCGCCUGCCCGCCCGCCCUCUCCCGGGAGCGAGUGGUAUCUAUGCUUACCCUUCACCUCAGUGCAGAGGUCUCCAGUGCCAGGCGCAGGUUCCCGCCGUCACCCGCUUCCUGUGUGCUCUUCACAUCUAGCAGAGUGCAGGUGUUUGCAUGCCGUGCUCUUGGAGCUGCAUAGCCCAUGUCUGUCCUCGGGAAGCCCAGGCCGGCAUGUGAAGACUUCUGGCAGUUCUAGUCCAUGUUGCCUCAGCUGAUGCCAUGGGCACACCACUGCCUCCUCACUCCAACGCUACUUUGUGUUGAACACAACUGAUCCUCCAGGUGCUGUGGUGCAAGGAGACGCAAGGACGGACAGAGCACCUGAACUCUUGCCAUCUGUCACCAAUUCAGGGGGAACGAGGCCUCUCCUGAGAAUGUCCCCAGCUCUGGAAAUCAUGUUCUCACUCGAUAACCAGCUAAGAAACGCUGAACCGCAGUGAGGACCACAGGCUCGUGAGGCCGGGACUCCUUUCACUGUCUUUCUCAGAAUAGAGUUGUUAAGAACAAAACCAGGGGGUCAGUGGCACCUCUCCUCAGAAGGGUCCUCCCAGCAGCUAGACACGGACUGAUUCUCGGUCUUGGUGUUGAUUUGGGGAGAAACAAUUUUGUCUUGGAAUUUUAUAUGUUGUAGGAAUCCUUAGAGAAUGUGAUUCCUUCUGAUGGGGAGAAAGGGCAAAUUAUUUUAAUGUUUUGUAUUUUCACCUUUAUAAAGAUGAAAUCCUCAGGGGUGAAGAACUGUUUGCAUAAUUUUCUGAAUUUUGGGCACUUUGUGCUAUAUGAGGACCCAUAUAUUUAAGCCUUUUGUGUAGUAAGAAAAUGUAAAGCCAAUUCCAGUGUUGGCCGUGACAGGUCUUGUAUUUAGGUCAAGGUGGCUCCAUUCUCUAUCAGUGCAGGGACACAUGCUCCAGGCAGGCAGGGUAGGACCCCAAAUCAUCCGGAGCCCAGAAGGAAGCAGACUGGCCAGGCUUUGCCACCUCGGUAUGCUGUUCAGCUCUUCACCAACCCAGCAACAUGCAUUGUGGUGGUCGUGUCUGGUUAGGAAGGCGAGUGAUUUCCGACAGAGUUCUGCUCGGAUUACUUUAUUGAAGAUGUCUUUGCACAUGUGACCAUGCUGUGUUAAGAGGCCAUGCUCCAGGGCCCGGACUCACUGGAGCUGGCCCGAGAGCUCCUGGCAUCCAUAGCCAAAUGCUGCCAUCUCCCAGUUUCUCUACCAGAAAACAAGGGAAUGAGGGAACUGCUGUUUUGUUUGUAUUCAUGAACUUGACUGUAGUUCCAUAUGCCAUAGGAUGUCAGACAAUACCACUGGUUAAAAUAAAGCCUAUUUUUCAAAUUCA